Molecule: messenger RNA, 2588 nt
Organism: Chara braunii
Lineage: Eukaryota; Viridiplantae; Streptophyta; Charophyceae; Charales; Characeae
Source: the annotation of a GenBank genome assembly
GCUUUCGGAUCACAAACCGGUAACUGCGGAAGUCAAGUUACGGAUAGGCAUGGAGCGAGGGGGAGGCUUCUUCCGGCUGAAUGCACAGAACCUCGAGGAUGCAGGACUAAUAGAGUGGGUAGGACAGCACUUGAAGGAUUGGGAAGAGACUAAACACUUGUUCCCAUCACCAGAAGAGUGGAUGGAUGAGGGUAUGGCCAUCAUCUCAAGUGUCCUGAACGUCUGCUCGAAGAUCCUGGCCAGAUCCAAGAACAAGGAGGAAGCGGAGUGCAAACGGAGAGUGGAAGAAGCGGAGGAAAGAAUGGAACGGCAUCCGAUAUCGGCCCUAGCCUGGGCAGCGGAGAGGGAGAGGCGGUUGGCAAUAUGGGAGAACCUAAAGCUAGCAAAAGAACGACGAUGGGCAGAGUUGCUCAAAGAGAAGGGCAUCGAAACCAACGAUAAGAUGAGCAAAGAGUCUUUCCAGAGUCUUCUACCAAGACGAUCAGCACAGCAAAUGGUGGAACUAAAACAUCCAUUCGACGGAGCCGCUCCAGCAGCUUCCUUGGCAGCAGGAAUGUUAGAACACGCCAGACUCUACUAUGAAGAUAUACUCACAACUCGGCGCCCACAGGAUGAGAUCACCACAGAUCUCACGACGAUUUCCAACAUUUGGGAAGACACAAGUGUGAAAGUUGCAACUCCGGCCAAGUUGGAUCUAGACAGGCCAAUCACAUUGGAGGAGACCACCCAAACGCUAAAGUCCAUGGCCCGUGGGAAAUCCCCUGGGAUGGACGGCCUGACAGUAGAGUUCUACUCUCAAUGCUGGGGGGUAAUGGGGCCGCCGUUAGUAGAAGUAUAUAAUGGAGUGUUGACAGGAGGCAAAUUGGGUAAACGGAUGACACAUGGAGUAAUCUCGUUGCUGUUCAAGAAAGGGGACAAGGCGGAGGUAAGGAACUGGCGCCCUAUCUCCUUGUUGAACGUCUCAUACAAGAUUCUGGCCAAGACGCUUGCAAGGAGACUGGGACACCACUUACCUUCGCUGGUGGAAAAGGACCAAGGUGCCUUUGUGCGCAGACGAUCAAUCUUCAACAAUAUAGUAACUGUUGUUGAGGUUCUAAAGGUAGUGCAAGCGGAGGACCUCAACACUGCAAUUCUCCUGAUCGACCUGGAGAAAGCAUACGAUAAGGUGGGGUGGACAUUUGUCAUGACCACGCUAAGACACAUGGGCUUUGGCGAGGGCUUCUGCAAGUGGGUGGUUGCGCUGUACACUUUGUCAACAUCAGCCGUCAUGGUAAACGGCUUCCUCUCUUCCUCCUUCAGAUUGUCAAGGUCACUGCGCCAGGGCUGCCCACUUGCUCCGCUGCUGUUCGUGCUACAGAUGGAGGUGCUCCUGAACUGCAUCAGAAGACACCCACAGAUUAGAGGCCUUCGAUUACACGACGCAGUGGAGUGUAAGGUGAAGGCUCUUGCGGACGACCUCUUCACCGUCUGUGAGAACGCAGUGCCAGCUCUCACAACAUUAAAGGAGACUAUGCAAGAGUACUCGGUGCUGUCAGAAGCUUCAGUGAACUGGACCGAGUCCUACUACCUGUUACCGCACCAAUUCGAGCUGGAGGUGGAGUGGGGGAUGAAAAGGGUGAAACAGGGAGAGGAGGAAAGGUUCCUAGGGGUUCUCCUUAGUCUCCACGCGGAAGCCUCGGCGCAACGUUCCCUGCUUCAGAGCAGGAUUGCAGCUAGGCUAAACCUGUGGGGCUCCGCUUGGCACCUGUCGCUUAUAGGCCGGGCGUUGGUGGCAAACGUGGCGCUGUUUUCCAUACUCUGGUUUGUAUGCAUGGUCAGAGAAAUCGCAGAUGGAGUCUUUGCUGCGGUACGCAGACUGGUCGCCCGUUUCCUGUGGAAGCCGAGAUCAAAAAAUGAAGAAGGGUUCAUAACGAAGGUGUCUUGGGAACUGAUUUCCUUCUCGCGUAAAGAAGGAGGGCUAGGGAUGUGGGAUCCGGCAAGGAAGAACAAAGCCCAACUGAGAAGCUGGCUGUGCAAGGUAGCCAUGGCAGAUUCGAGGGAAGACUGGGUGACCUUGGCCGAAAGACUGUUGAUGAGGGAAUGGGGCCUGAGUAGGCCCGAGGAUGUUUGGGCUUGCUUUUUUAUGAAGUCAUUCAGGAGAAAGCGACUAAAAUCUCAGUUUUGGAGAGCCGUUAUGAGAGCCUGGAAGGACUUGCCGCCGGAGUUACCAUCCAACCCUCUCACGAAAGAUGAGGUCCUGGUCCAAUAGCUAUUCGAAAACCCAAGGAUCCUGGCACAGGAUGGCCAGUCUUUCCCCGCAAAUGGGGCCACAGCAUCCUUCGGCCUAGCGUGGAUGAGGAAAGGAGUCACUCGUAUCCGAGAUCUAUGGUCAUCAUUGCUGGGGAACUGGGAACCUCUUGCUGAAGUCACAUCACGUCUGUCCGGACUCCGAAGGGUGGAAGAGAAUUGGAUGGCCAUCCGGGAGGCUAUUCCUCAGGAGUGGCUCAACAUCCUGGGCCCAGAAGGGAUAGACCCAGUGGGUACCUGGUACGUCCCUGACGCAGAGGGAGAAGCAAGGGUGGUGUGGAAGAUAAAGGAAAUCACACCAA